AUGGGAGACGGCAGUACCAGGGGUGGGUAUGGCCCGGAGUCGGAUGACGCCGCUAAGACCCGCCGCGGCGCGGCGCGGGCAGAAUACAACAGGGCCCUGGCUAUCGAAUGCGAGUUUUGGAGACAAAAGGCGGCAGUGAAGUGGUUGAAGGAUGGGGACGCUAAUACGUCCUUCUUUCAUGCGGAGGUUCGCCAGCGGCGGAGCUCAAACUUUAUUGCUAGGAUUAAGGACGUGGAGGGCCGGUGGCUCGACGAUGCGCAGCGCAUUAAGGCCUCGGCAACGGCGUUUUAUGCUAAAUUAUUCUCGUCAGAGGCGACAAUUAGAGGAGGCUUCCCGGACCCCCCCUUUGAAAUACCGACGGUUGAUAGCGCACAUAACAAUAUGAUUCAGGGAAUACCAACAGUGGAGGAGAUCCGGCAGGCGGUGUUCUCAAUGGAUGCGAACAGUGCCCCAGGGCCGGAUGGCUUUGGUGUGGGAUUCUAUCAAAAGUGUUGGGAAGUUAUCAAGGACGACCUGUGGCGGGACUUUAGGACAAUAAGCUUAUGUAAUGUAAGCUCCAAAAUCAUCUCGAAGAUCCUGGCGUCCCGCAUCAACACAAUUCUCCCGAAGAUCAUAUCCCCGUGGCAGACAGGGUUCGUCCCAGGACGGGAUAUCACUGACAACAUCAUGCUAGCACAGGAGAUGGCGCAGGAGUUGGAUAGACGCUUGAAGGCCCCUAAUCUAAUUCUCAAGUUGGAUAUGGAGAAAGCUUAUGAUCGAGUGGAAUGGCCUUUCCUACUCUUCAUGCUUCGAAAGUUUGGGUUUUCUGAGCAGGUGGUGGACUUGUGCUUCAGGACCUUUUCAAACGCUUGGUUCUCAAUACUCAUUAAUGGUGAGCCUUCCGGUUAUUUUAAAUCAUCACGGGGUGUUAGACAAGGGGACCCGUUGUCGCCAACGCUAUUCCUGUUCAUCGCUGAAUUCUUGGGCCGGGGACUGCAUGACCUGUUCAUGGCACGGGAGGCUAGGUUUUUUAAGGCAUCUGGGUCCAGGGUACCCUAUUUGGCAUUUGCAGAUGAUACUAUGAUCUUCACAAGGUGUUCGAGGGACGCAUUGGCUGCGAUUCAACUUUUCUUGGAACAAUACCAAUCGUGGUCAGGGCAGAAGGUAAAUCCUAGUAAAAGUUCAUUCUCUCCUGCUGCGGGAACCUCUCCGGAGCAAUUGCAGUUGGUGCAGUCCAUCCUUGGGUUCCAAGAGCAGCGGCUUCUUAUCAGGUAUCUUGGGGUCCCUCUGACGAAGGGGAGGAUGAGCUGUGUGAUGUUUGAUGGGUUGCUCGCAAGACUGCGACAGAGGCUGUUUCAUUGGAGCUCCAAGCUGUUGACCAUGGGGGUAAAAUUGUCCUCAUCCGCCAUGUACUUAACUCCAUCCCGCUCCAUCUGUUCCAGGCACUACAGCCUCCUAAAGCGGUGUUGGUCGCCCUGGGCAGGAUCUGUAACGGUUUUCUUUGGGACCACUCCAUCUCGGAUAAGAGAGUGCACUGGGCAGCCUGGGAGAAAGUUUGCUUCCCGGUGGGUGAAGGUGGAUUGGGCAUUAGGGCAUUCGGAGAUGUUGUUCAGAGUAGACAGGCCUCCUGCAUCUUGGCGAAGGUUAAUGGGAGUGAGGGACUUUGCUGAAGGGAGGAUUCGCUGGUGUCUGGGGGAAGGCCUGAUUGACUUUUGGUGGGAUCGUUGGUGCACCGAGCUGCCGCUGGCUCAGAUCCUGGAUAUGCCCCAUGCGCCUAUGGUUUUAGUUGGGGAGCUAUAUUUGCAGAAUGGGUGGGAUGUCGCCCGGCUCCGGAGCUGGCUACCAGACUGCUAUGUGUCAAAGAUACUUCCACUGCAAAUCUUUCCAGCACUUAAGGACCAAAUGGUAUGGAAGGGAUCCUCCUCUGGUGAUUUCUCGGUCUCGUCGGCUCUGGAGGGCCUCCGCCAGAAAAGAAACGAGUCUGUGGGCGCGGGAAACAGUGGAGCAUUUGUUUGUGUCGGGUCCGGUGGCUGUAAGUGUUUGGAGCAGCUUGAGCAGCAGUUUAGUUUUUCACGGAGAGGGGUGCAAGGUGUCUCCUCCCUGCUUGUGGCGUGGUUCCUGUCGCACCGGAAAGUAGGGUCGAACCAUAUUCGGGUACUAGUCCCGCUAGCUGCCCUGUGGUUCAUAUGGCGCUCAAGGAACCAAGCAAGGUUUGAGGGAGUAAGGAUGCGCGCAGAGCAUAUUGUGUGGGAGGUGGGGAAUCUGAUGGAACUCCUGGGGGAGGCGCGGAAAUUAGAUCGCUCGUUUCAGGGAGACGGGGAUUGUAUCUGGGCCAGAGAAAGGAGAAGGUUGGGGUUGGGGCGUCAGCCGAUGCUGGCUUGGACUCGGCCCCCUGAGCAAGGACUAAAAUUGAACACUGAUGCAAGUGUCACGGCGGCAGGAGCGUUUGGGGGUGGAGUAGUACGGUCCUCCGAGGGGAAGAUGAUAUUUGCUUUCUCCAAGGAAUUUGGGGAGGUUUCUGUGGUUCACGCGGAGGCACUGGCGGUACUGGCGGGUCUGGCACUUUGUCAGGAACGGGUUAAUGGGUGUGAGGGCAGAAACCGACUCAAAAACCCUGGUUCGGCUGGUCUCAUCGGGCGCGUUGGCAAGCUGGCCGCUUUGCAACAUUCUGCGGAAGAUCCGCUCUCUUCUUUGCGGGUUGGGUGCGGAGUUGUGUCAUGUUUAUCGUCAGGCAAAUGUGGUGGCGGAUGCACUUGUUUCGACGCAGUUAAGAGGUGA
Molecule: messenger RNA, 2757 nt
Organism: Coffea arabica (coffee)
Lineage: Eukaryota; Viridiplantae; Streptophyta; Magnoliopsida; Gentianales; Rubiaceae
Source: RefSeq, a predicted model, not a curated record